AUGGCGGACUCUAAGAAAAGCACGGUAUCAACACAAACCAAUCCACGCGGAAUUCCCGUCGCACCUUUCAUCGACAAUGUUAACGACUACGUUUCCUCCCGCGAGGAGGUCGAGCCUACCCUACGCAACUUCCAGGAGAUGAUCUCCAAGUACCAAUUCAUGGAGGUGAACACUCAACGCCGCGGCCAGGGACUCCGCGAGAAGAUCCCAGAUAUCAGAAAGACUCUGGAAAUGGUGCGAUUCUUGAAAUUGCGCAAGGAGUCAAACCCUGACGCCGACCUCGAGACUAACUUUGAACUCAAUGACACCCUUUACGCCCGGGCUUCGAUCUCACCCGCGGAUGCUGAGGAGGUUUAUCUCUGGCUUGGUGCGAAUGUGAUGCUGGCAUACCCGCUUAGCGAAGCCGAGACCAUGCUGGACGACAAACUUUCUGCGGCGGAGGAGAGCUUGAAAAACUGUGAGGAGGACUUGGAAUUCCUGCGUGAACAAAUUACGACAUUGGAAGUUGCUACGGCACGCGUGUACAACUGGGAUGUUGUACAAAGACGCAAAGACAAGGCUGAUGGGAAAGGGGAUGAAGAGAAGCGCCCUGGUGGUGGCUAA
Penicillium soppii is the source of this 603-nucleotide messenger RNA. Its product is annotated as tubulin-binding prefolding complex subunit PAC10. The coding region runs from base 1 to 603 and encodes 200 amino acids. The transcript has 4 exons. Gene Ontology annotation, molecular function: tubulin binding. Gene Ontology annotation, cellular component: cytoplasm; prefoldin complex. NCBI's taxonomy places the organism in Eukaryota, Fungi, Ascomycota, Eurotiomycetes, Eurotiales, Aspergillaceae. The record is from RefSeq and is a predicted model, not a curated record. Gene Ontology annotation, biological process: tubulin complex assembly; microtubule-based process; protein folding.